CCGACAUCCUCCGAACGUCUCACCACAGCCGUAAUGAAUUCUCCAGGUUGCUAUGGGGAGAUUUUUGACUUGAUGUGACAGCUUUGAACAAAAGCGCUUUCGAGUGAAAGAGAACUAUCUUGUUGUCUUCGAAACAGGGGUCUGAGAUAUCUGUUGUCGAACUGCUGCUUGGUGCAGAAGCCCAGUGUUCCUCCGUGUAUGGUGACUCGCUGUUCAGUUAGGCUUACUUCUAAGAGACAGGAAGUAACAGCAGAGGUGCAAUCAAGAAUCCCACUGUCCAGGAAGAGGGGAGACAGCCGGGUGGAUGGCCACACCCUUUGUGCCAGUGCCUGUGCCCAUGGAGAGGGCUCUGUCAGGGGCUGCCAGUCCCAGACGGCCCCAGCGUGCCUCAAGUCUGGGCAGCAUGUCCAGCAGCUCUGAGUCCUCCUCGACUAAAGGCACCUUGAAGGAGAAGAGUUCAGAAAGGUAUGCGAAUGGCAGCGGGACGUCUGGCUCCGACAGCAGCUGCUUUACUCCUCCCUGCCAGAGCCCCAUGACUCGGGCCAGGGUGAACGGGCUGGGCCUUACAGUGGAGUACUCCAGCUGCCUGCAGCCAGACACGCCACCCCAAACGCACGACUGGGAGGAGAGGCCCAUAACCCCAACUGUACUAGGCUACGAGGUCAUGGAAGAGAGAGCAAAGUUUACGGUGUAUAAGAUUCUGGUGAGGAAGACUCAUGAGGAGAGCUGGGUGGUGUUUCGCCGCUACACAGACUUUUCCAGACUCAACGACAAGUUGAAGGAGAUGUUUCCUGGGUUCCGGCUCUCUCUUCCACCCAAGCGCUGGUUUAAGGAUAACUACAACACAGAUUUCCUGGAGGACAGACAGCUCGGACUGCAGGCCUUUCUACAGAACCUGGUGGCUCAUAAAGACAUUGCCAACUGUGUUGCAGUGCGAGAGUUCCUUUGUCUGGACGAUCCACCAGGACCUUUCGAUAGUCUGGAGGAAAGUCGGGCAUUCUGUGAGACCCUCGAGGAGAGCAACUAUCGUCUGCAGAAGGAGCUCUUGGAGAAGCAGAGGGAGCUCGGCUCCAUAAGGAAGAGCCUGGAAGAGAAGGAGCUGUACAUACAGCAGCUUGAGAAGAGGAUCAACGGUGAAGCUCUGACUUCAGAGAGUCCGUGCAGGCUGUCUGCUCAGGGCAGUGAAGGCAGCGUGGAUGCAGAUGGUGAGGUGGACAACUCCACUGCAGAGGCAGACCAGGAAAUGACAGAGGAGAACAGCAGCUGUGAGCAGGCUUCCCGUGGCUCCUCAGCAUGCUGGUGUGGGCCGAAUAUUAGCAGCUCCCCGCCGGUCAUCGAGGUCACUCAGCUGGAACAGUGAAUGACAACCAGCCCUGCAUUUCCUUCCUCCCCCGCUCCCCCCUCGUCUCUUUCUCUUUCUCUUGUUCCUCUCUUGCUCUCUCACAUACUUGCACUCUCUACCAUGCUGCAGUGAGAUGCCAGUCUCUAAAUUCACAGCUGAUCACCUGUGAAUGAGCGGCUGGUGUGUCUCUCCACGGCCAGUCUCACAGAGCACAUGAUGGAGAGUUAGAGGCAUGCUCAGACGUAAGGCUCGUGGAGGGAAACCAAGUGACCUGCAGAAGAGGCCGUAAGGGGCUCAACACACUGUGGAUAAUCUCGAUGCCGCAGCCUUCUGCUCACUUAGAUAAACGCUGCACUCCCUAUUCCAGGACUGAUUGGAAGGGUAAGGCUUAGUGCAUUUCAAACCUGCAUUGACCAGGUACUUGGAGACGUCUGCCCUACGUUGGACGUCCGGCCAAAGAGAGCUCUUCGACCAAAACAUACUGAGAGAGCUAAACUUCAUUUAUUCUCCUUAAAUCAGAAUCACCUGAUCAUGAAAUUUCAAUUGUGUGACAAUCCAGAGACAGAGAGUGGUGUUGCUCUGCUUCCAACCGCGGGUCCUAUGAAUCUAAAAACACUGCAGCAGAGCAGUGCCCCCUUGUGGCUAAUACAGCUAAUGCAGUCGUCAACUCAGGAAGGACAGCUUGAGGACAAAGACUGUUCUCCCAGUGCUGCUGUCAUUUCAUCAGGGCUGUGAUCUUAUGCGAAGUUUAUUGCCAACAGGUGAAUCUCUGGUGUAACGCUUCCCUCUCAGUUUUGCCUUUAGUGUCAUUAUGUUGCUUUGCAGUACCAUUGAUUCAUUUACAACUGGAGGACAAGCGAUGUGUUUAAUUGACCUGGAUAAAUCUGGAGUGUGCACUAUGGGCUUUAUCCUUUUUUUUUUUUUUUUUUUUUUUUUUUUACUCGUUCUGGAUUUCGGACGCGUCUCCGUCAUUUAUCACGGUGCUUUUGAUGCCACACACACACACCGCUCGCACUGUAGUCACUGUGAAGGUCCAAACACUAAGCAGACUUGAUCCUAAUCAUGCCUGUGGAGCAGAAAGUGUUUGAACAUAGUGAGGUUAACAUGCAGCACAUUUGAUCUCUGGCUUAAGGAGCAUUCUGCAGGAUCAAAUAUCCACACUAGCCACAUACUCCUUUCAUUGGAUCCUUUAUUUGCAGCAUAUAUUUCAUAUGGGUCACUGGUUUCAGUGCCUUUUGUCAAGUGUUUAAUCUUUAGUCAUCCAAGUUACCCAAAUAUACUGCAAUUCUGAGAUCUUACAUGUUGUAGUGUGAGAUCAAAGUGAUUAUUUCUCAAAUAUCAUAUAAUGAUUUUUAUGGCUUUUGGGGGAGAUGUACUCCCUAUAAGUAGCUCACAAAUGGAAAUCAAUAAAAGAAGCGGGUGAUUUUCUUAAACGUGCUGCUUACAGCCCUUGUGAUCAGUCUCUAGCGCUGACAAGGUAUUCAUGUUGGAGAAGCAACUUUAAAGGUACAGUAAAGCUGCAGUUGAAUUGUUUGAAGUGUACUACUUGAGCCAACCACAACUCUGUGAUCAUUGUUUUUGUAACUGUGAUGUUACAACAUCAGAGUGCAGUGUCAUUCUAUGAACCAGUCCAGAGGUAGGUAGGGGUAGCCAACGGCAAUAGGAUGACAAGUGCACUUGAGGCUUUGAAAGAUGCAACAUGUGAGCUCAUAGUAACAAAAACUACAACAGACAAGCUAUGAUUAUAAAGAGUAGAACCAACACCAGUGGGUUGCAUGUUUAAUGAACACUAGCACUUAUUUUAGUGGCAUUGUGUUUGUACAUAUUUAGAAUAUCACUAUCAUAGCUAUACUUGGCAAAGGUGAUAUAUGCACCUGUCAUAAGACAUGGCUAAGGAAACUGCUGAUUCACUGUUCAUAAGUCACCACCGUAGAUCACGUUGCACUUUAAUGUUCUGAGGGAUUAUGGGAUUGUGAUAUGAUGCUUAUUGGCUAGCAGGCUAAGUCUUCUUUAUGUUUGGACACUACUAUAAGCUUCAUGUGAAGCACUGUGCCUUUUCCUUGCAAGUCAUACAUAUUCCUUCACCCUCUUGUGUGAGUGUGGGUGGGUCCUUCCCCAAAUAACCUCAAGCAUCUCUGCUAACGUAGUGCCUUGCACCAUUUUCUCAUAUAGUCACUUAAUCAAGUUGCUAGUAUUGUUGUAUUUGUUUCCUUUCUUGUUAGUAAGGUUGAAUUCACCUUACAAAAUGGCUGCUUAGAUGAUUGCAAGUUGCAAUGUUUUAAAUAAUCCAGAGGGUGACAGUGAGAUGAUCUUCAUCUGUGUUAAAAGCAUUAACUCAAUUAGCUAGCUGCUGAGAAACAACAAUUUACCAGUUCAUUUUCUAACUGGUAAGUGAUUAAUCCAGAAUUUUAUUCAUUUGAUAUUUAAGUUUCAGCUGCACAUUUAACAUUUCACUUAUGUGAUAUUUGCCGAUGAUGAAGUCAAGUGAAGAGGAAAUCCUGCCUUUGGGUUGAUUGUUUACCUAAAGUCACAUGAUAUGCAUCAGAAGAUGCUUUUGAAAGGUGUCAACCUCAGUUGAUUCAUCUGUUUUUCUUUUGUGUCUUGUCAUAUAGCCAGAGGUCUGUGGGUUUCCUUAUUUGUUUCUUAACAAUGGCCAGCAGUGAAAUGUAACACUAAGGUUGGGUGUAUGCGGUUUUCAAUUUACACAUUUUUCAGAUCAUCAGAAUUAUGCAAAUAUCUGUAUGCUCACAUUAUAUUGAAUUGUAUUAUCUUAUAACAGAUAAUAAAUGUUUCCAGUGAAAGUAUUUUCACUUAUAAUGAG
Molecule: messenger RNA, 4163 nt
Organism: Electrophorus electricus (electric eel)
Lineage: Eukaryota; Metazoa; Chordata; Actinopteri; Gymnotiformes; Gymnotidae
Gene: snx16
Product: sorting nexin 16
Biological process (GO): endosome to lysosome transport; protein targeting to lysosome; early endosome to late endosome transport
Cellular component (GO): early endosome; late endosome
Molecular function (GO): phosphatidylinositol binding
Source: RefSeq, a predicted model, not a curated record